AUGCUGUCGCGCACGAACACUAGAUACUAUUACGACGCGGAAACAAUUCACAACCUUGGGAAUGAUUGUCAUCAGCCCUGGACGGCCCAACGCUGCUUCAGCACCAGUCGAGGUGCGCGCAAGUUAUUCAAAGGGCAAGAUCCAAACCCAGAGAACCCACCAACAUGGGAACGAUUCCUCAAAUUCGCAGGAAGGAAGGAUAAUAAAGACUUGAAGCCAGACGAUCUCCCAAAUCACGACGAAUAUGCUGAUGGCUCGUCAAUCUUCAACAACCGGCGAACACUUGCGGCCAAAGCUGCAUCCGAGCCUCGACUGCGAUGCACGGAAGUCGACGAGCAUGGGAACGUCAUUCUUGUUGAUGGAGAAUUCAAGAAGACUGAACUUAUUGCAAAGUUCGGCUUGUUGCCUCGUGAUUUGCGAAAGAUUGACUCGUCAAACUUGCCUCACAUCCUUAUUCGCCCUUCGGCCAUUUUGCUAAACCUACUCCAUCUCAAGGUCCUGAUCAAACAUGACCGAGUGCUUCUAUUCGAUAUUUACGGCUCAAAAACAUCGUACCCCCAAUCGGCCUUCAUGUACGACUUGCAGGGCAAACUACAACAGAAGAAUACACAGGCAUCAGGCGCUCUGCCAUAUGAGUUCCGGGCAUUGGAAGCGGUGUUGACCUCAGUGACGUCUGAACUUGAAGCUGAUUUCGAGGCGGUGCGGGAGCCGGUCAUGCAUAUUCUUAGCGAGCUGGAGGAUGAUAUUGAUCGAAGCAAGCUCAGAAUGCUCCUUAUUCUAUCCAAGCGAGUGAGCACCUUUGAGCAAAAAGCAAAGUUGGUUCGGGAUGCCAUCGAAGACCUCCUCGAAGCCGACGAUGAUCUCUCUGCCAUGUACUUGACGGAGAAAACACAUGAUCUUUACAGGGGAGAGGAUGACCACACGGAGGUUGAGAUGCUUUUGGAGUCUUAUCACAAGCUGACUGACGAAAUCGUGCAAGAAGCCGGCAACCUUGUCUCGGGCAUCCGAAACACGGAGGAAAUCGUUCGUGCAAUUCUGGACGCCAAUCGAAACGCUCUCAUGUUGCUUGAUCUCAAAUUCAGCGUUGGGACGCUAGGCCUAGCCAUGGGAACGUUCCUUGCUGGUCUCUACGGCAUGAACUUGGAGAACUUUAUCGAGGAGACAAACUGGGGUUUCGCUGGCGUCACUGGUGUCUCAGUCGUCUUCUCGCUUAUCGUAUGCUGGUAUGGCCUAACAAAGCUGCGCCGCGUGCAGCGCAUCAAGAUGAUGGAUGACGAGCGACCGCGGAUCCCCCGCGGGCAGGCCUAUUUUCCCGAUGAUCGCUCGGCGCUGGGGCUCCUUGAUAACAGGAACCGCGAAAUGUUGCGGCGAAUCAACAUGCAGAAGGCCGUAUCGCAAAAGAAGAAGUGGUUUGCAUGA
This is a messenger RNA of Fusarium tjaetaba, 1419 nucleotides long. Its product is annotated as mitochondrial inner membrane magnesium transporter mrs2. Gene Ontology annotation, molecular function: magnesium ion transmembrane transporter activity. The coding region runs from base 1 to 1419 and encodes 472 amino acids. Gene Ontology annotation, cellular component: mitochondrial inner membrane. NCBI's taxonomy places the organism in Eukaryota, Fungi, Ascomycota, Sordariomycetes, Hypocreales, Nectriaceae. The record is from RefSeq and is a predicted model, not a curated record. Gene Ontology annotation, biological process: mitochondrial magnesium ion transmembrane transport. The transcript is spliced from 4 exons.